Molecule: messenger RNA, 1587 nt
Organism: Oryza sativa Japonica Group (Japanese rice)
Lineage: Eukaryota; Viridiplantae; Streptophyta; Magnoliopsida; Poales; Poaceae
Product: WAT1-related protein At5g64700
Cellular component (GO): plasma membrane
Molecular function (GO): transmembrane transporter activity
Source: RefSeq, a predicted model, not a curated record
ACCGAAUUUUCAUCCCCAUUAUAUUCUUCUAGCAUGACUCAUUUGCAGUGCCCAGCAUUUUCCAUCCUCUUUACUAAUUAAUUCUCCCUCCAUUGGCUCAUCACUGAUUUAUUAGGUGAUGAUGCACUAGCUAUAAGGGAAUUAUCCAUGUCCUGCACACCGGAACAAGGCAUAUGCUCUUACGAGGUUGCCGUUCCGGUGCUUUUAGCAAUGUAUAUAUAGCUGCAGCACAAGUCUGAGAGGACUCAAGAUUCAGAUAGUUAAGUUCAGAGAGACUCUCAGAGUUGCAGCAACUAACUCAUCAAGAAACUCAAAGAUGAGUAGUGGCGGCGCUAAGGCCUAUGCGGCCGUUGUUCUGAUCAGGAUCAUGUACUCUGGUAUGCAUGUGAUGAGCAAGAUCGCCUUGGAUCAAGGCAUGAACCCCUUGGUGUUUCUGUUCUAUCGGCAUACCACUGCUGCACUCGUGCUGAUCCCUAUUACUUUUGUUCUAGAGAGGCGGAAAGCUAAACCGGUGACGUUAAAAAUUGCAGGGAAAAUGUUUGUACAUGCCUUAUAUGGGGUGACAGCUUGUGGCGACUUAUUUAACCUUGGUCUCAAUUAUACUUCGGCAGCAUCAUCAUCAGCAUUGUACAACGUUCAACCAGUGGUUACCUUUGUCCUUGCUGUUGUAUUUGGGAUGGAGUCUAUGAAACUGAAGAAGUUCCAUGGAAAUGUAAAAGCGGCAGGUAUUCUGUUCUGCAUCGCCGGUGUCACAAUUUUGGCCUUCUACGAGGGGCCAAUGUUCAAAUCGUUCAACCAUCACCACCUCUUUCAGCAAGGCAGCAGCAGCAGCACUUCUUCUUCAGGAGAUACCCAUUCCAAGAAGCAAUGGGCAUUUGGAAUCUUCCUCAUGACACUCUCUAACAUUUUAGCAGGCCUAUGGACAGUUCUCCAGGGUCCACUGAUAGAAGACACUUCCAAGUUGAUGAACACCACGCUGCAGAUCUGUUGCGCAUCAGUCCAAGCUUUCGUUGUGGCUGUUGCAGCCGAGAGGGACUUCUCCAAGUGGAAGCUAGGAUGGAAUGUCGAGCUUGGUGCAGUAAUCUACAGUGGUGUGGUCGUCACCGCACUAUCGUACUACAUGCAAAUGUGGACGAUUGCGAAGAGGGGCCCGGUGUUCCUUGCCAUGUCGAUGCCGCUUACUUUCAUAUUCACAAUUAUCAUGUCCUCAUUCAUUUUAGGGGAUGCAGUUAGCCUAGGAAGUAUUUUUGCUGGGAUACUACUGAUCGGAGGCUUGUACAAUGUUCUGUGGGGGAAAAACAUAGAGGAGAAGGACGAGAUGAACAAGAUUGGUGCAAGCAAAACCGGCCUGGAGCUGGAGCUGCAUGACAGCGAGGCUCAAGUGCCUGAUGAUGAUGCAGCAAAGGUCUAAAACCAAAAUUAAAACGAUGUGACAGAAAAGAUCUGUCAUCAAACCAAAGCUGCUGUUUUGCUUAUGCAUGCCUCCAGAUUGUCGAGGCCGACGUGUGCACACAGAUCUCUUUACUCCUCCUCACCGGUGAACUGGUGGCUGCAAUUUAUCCAAGAUAGCAAUUGGGUGCUCUCUGA